AUGGAGAUGCACAUCGGCAGUCACGGUGAACCCGUCGAAAUCGCUCGGGGCGGUGGUCAUAGCUUGGAGCUUCCGGACGGCAGCAACGCGGCGUACCGAUACGGUGCUUCGUAUCAAGCCACACAGGCCGAAUUUGCCAAUGUUGACAACAGCACGUGGUACGAUAUCUCCAUCAUCCCUGCCGGCAACAUGGGGCCAGGUUCAUGUUCCAGUCUGGAGGACUGCAAGGCCGUGACAGGAGGCACAGGCUUCAACGUGGCAAUGAUGAUCGUACCUAGUAGCGGUGGAGGGCCCAGCUCGACUGAGACUUGCAGAGUUUUGCGUUGUCUCCACGACGGCUGCGAUGACGCCUAUCAGUUUCCAGCCCAAGACGCUCGAACGCACAGCUGCAGUGCCGAAGUCGAGUUUCAAGUAAUCUUUUGUGCCGAAAAUGCCCCAGAGACGACGUCCGAAUUGGCAUCAGACUAUUGGGUGGAUGCCAGCAGCUCUUCGGGCUCUGCGAGCAACUCGACGGGAGGAAGAGAGUCGUCAGGAACGUCAGCAUUAGUUUAUGUGGCAGCAGGGGUGGCAGCGGCUGUGGUAGCGCUUGUGGCCGCUGCGUUUGUCUUUAAACGAAGGCACGCCAUCGCGUUCUGGUGGGAAACUAGAAAUUACGAAAAACACCAGCGACGCAGCUCGGACGAACUCGGAUUCGUGCGGAUAUCAGACGAUGCGAUGAUUUAG
Molecule: messenger RNA, 723 nt
Organism: Phytophthora infestans T30-4
Lineage: Eukaryota; Oomycota; Peronosporomycetes; Peronosporales; Peronosporaceae
Exons: 4
Coding region: 1-723 (240 amino acids)
Source: RefSeq, a predicted model, not a curated record